GGCACUGCUGCCUCUCCAUCAAGGCCGAUAUGUGAGAUGGGUGUGUUCUGCAUGGCUCCAAAACUCUUAAUAAAUACAUUUCCUCCCCAAUCUUCAAGCUGUUGGGUGUUCCUUGCUUUUGGGAGGUGCUUUAAAUCUGACUGCCAGAGCCGUGGGCUGCUGAGAGCAGAAGCUGCCUGCACGAUGCUGAGCUCGGGUCUUCCUCCCGUUCUCCUGGUGCUCUCAGUGCUGGAGCUGAGCUGGUCCCUGAGUGAUGAAGAAAAGAAGAUCAUCUUGGAUGAGCAUAAUAGAUAUCGCUCCCAGGUCUCUCCUCCUGCCAAGGCUAUGAUGAAGAUGACCUGGGACAAGGAGCUGGAGGUCCUUGCUCAAUCCUAUGCAGAGAAGUGCAUCUGGGAUCACAACAAGGAGAGAGGCCGACGGGGAGAAAACCUCUUUGCUAUGGCCCCAACCCUGGAACUAGAAUUUGCUGUGGAAGACUGGAAUGGGGAGGAGAAAUUCUACAACUUGACAACAUCCACGUGUGUCCCCGGGCAGAUGUGUGGCCACUACACCCAGGUGGUUUGGUCAAACACACAUCAGAUUGGCUGCGGGGCACAUUUUUGUGAGAAGAUCGAUGGAAUUGAAACAGAGAACAUGCACCUACUUGUUUGCAACUAUUAUCCCCCGGGUAACAUGAAAGGCAAAAAGCCCUACACGGAAGGACCCUCGUGUGAAACGUGUCCCACGGGCACAGUCUGUGUGAACAACCUGUGUGAACUCGUUGUAGAAGAGACCACUCCGGCCUCUGUGACAGCAAAGGCAAGGCCAUCCACCCCAGCCACAGCCAAACCAGAGCCCACAGCCACACCAGAGCCCACAGCCAAACCAGAGCCCACAGCCAAACCAGAGCUCACAGCCAAACCAGAACCCACAGCCAAACCAGAGCCCACAGCCACAGCUAAACCAAAGCCCACAGCCACACCAGAGCUCACAGCCACAGGCAAACCAGAGCCCACAGCCAAACCAGAGCCCACAACCAAACCAGAGCUCACAGCCAAACCAGAACCCACAGUACCAGUUCACAGCACAGCUGAACCAGAACCCACACAACCAGUGUCUACCACAGCCAAGCCAAAACCUACAUCUGCACUUCCAACCACAACCACAGCCAGACCAUCACCCCCAAUCACACUCCCAACCACAGCCAAGCCCAAACCCCCAGCACAGGUACCCUUCAGCACAGCCAAGCCAAAACCUGCCAGCACAGUCCCUACAACCCCAGCCAGGCCAAAACCCACAACACCAGCAGCCACCACAGCCAUGGCCAAGCCAAGACCCACCAUGCCAGCAGCCACCAGCACUGCAUCCAAGCCAAAAACCACCACAACUAUGGCCAAGCCAACACCCACCACACCAAAACCCACCCUAACAAGCACUGCCACUAAGCCAGCUACCACCAAGGCAACAUCCACUCCCCUGAAACCCAGCACAACCACCACCAAACCAACAACCUCCACACCAAACCCCACCACAACCACCACCAAACCAACAACCUCCACACCAAACCCCACCACAACUACCCCUACAGCCAAGCCAAAAUCCACCCCAACUGUAGCUAAGCCAAAACUUGCUACAGCCACGGCCAAACCAACCCCCACCACACCAACAUCUACCACCACUACAGCCAAGCCAACACCUGCUGCUACAACACCAGCACCUGCCACAACAGCAAGGACACAACUGAAAACAGCCACAACCACAAAGCCAGAGCCAGAAAGAUCUGAUCCUACUGAGGCAACCGGGAUCACUCUUUCCUUUGAGCCCACCAUAGACCCAGAUUAUGAAGUGUCUCCAGAGGCAGACACUGGAGAGCCUUUUAGCUCCUUCACUACAGAGGAUCCAGCCUUAUUAGAAAGCAUGGGCACAGCCUUCAGCCCCAGAUCAGCCCCAGAAACAAAGAAAGAGGUCAAAGAGGAUGGGAAAGAGAAAUCAGCCUCUUCCAGUCCAUCUCCAUCCCUCAGCCAAGCUGUGCCAGAGAUGAAGUUAGCUUUCAAUAGAGCUGAGCUCAUAACCCCCUCCAAGUCAGUGGUCCUCAGCCCUGAAGAGCCCACAUUCUUGCGCUUAACAUCAUCCUCCAAAGACAAAAAAGGGCCGAGCCCCCAUUUCCAGACCUCCCUCUCAGCAGGUGCCCUGGACACAGAAGAACUGGAGCCAAACUCGGACCAGACAAGUGUGGAUCCACCCAAAGGUGGAGCCCCCAGUACCUGCCUGGGGCUUUCCCUCUUCCUCCUCCCCAGUGCCAUCCUGGUGGGCCUUCUGCUCUGAAGGGUCUUCCUCAGCUGUCCCUGCACCCCUCACCAAGGCUUUUGUCAGCGCUGGUUAUUCCACAGCCCUGGUAGGCUCAGGAGACUCCUUGGACAAUUCACACGCUCCCUCCUUACGCCGCCUUCUCUGCUGCAGCCCCGGCGAGCCAAGGGCAGCUGGCAGUCCCAGGGGAACUUUGUCCCCUUCCUGAGGAGACCAGAGGGCAGGAGGGUGUUUGCCAUAAUGCUGGUGACCUCGGACGCUUCUCCUUUUUCCUGGCUUCUGUUCCAUUUCCAGGCUGGAAGUGUUGAGCUCUCCCACGCACCCACAAACCCAUCUGGCUGGCAGGCCCUGCCACAGCGUGACCCUGGGGACAGAGGGUGACUUGGGGACAAUGAGGCAUGGUGGUUGGCUUUGGUGUUUGUAGAUGAGACAUGCUGGUUGGCUUUGGUGUUUGUCAGGAUGCGUUUCCAGCAGAAAUGCUCUUUUCCUUCCCAAUGUGUCUCAGUUUUGGACAUAUGUUAUCUCUUUCCUUUUUUGUCUAAAUAGAGUGGCUUUUUUGAGGAUUUCUGUUUUCCCCUGGUUGUGGUGUAGCUCUGGCCAGUACUACCCAGCUGAUCCCCCCUCUCCUCCUCACACUCUGCAGCCCUUGCCUCCUCCAAUGCCACAGAUUUAUUUUACGCGUGUGCCUGUGCCUGCACCUGUGUGCACGCACAGAAGAGAAACCUUCAGAGCUGAGAGAGGCCACCAGCUCCUUCAUGUAGCUUUUACCUGCAUGGCUUCAUUCUUUGCAUAAUUUCUGUGUAUUUGAAUUAGGAUACAGAUUCCUCUUGACACGUAACUUGUGUGUGUGCGGUCAAGGAGAACAAGUCCCCACAUGUGUUGGUACAAUUGGAGCUCCAGACAUACAAGUGACAUUGUUAGAAGUUAUUGGUGGCUCCUGGGCUUGUUGCAGGAGCACUGGCAUUGUCUGGGCCACUGUGUUUUGUUACCCCACAUCUCUCCUCCCUUCACCUGAGGAUUCCCAGUCUGGUGUGUUAAAUAUGUGACAAGCUUUGCAGACAGGUGGAAGGAAGACAACAGCCCCUUCUCUGGUCAUUGCAACUUUUCAUUUCUUACAGAUGAGGUGGAGGAUGACCUGCAGGCCAUUAUUCAGAUCCUCCACUGCUGCUCUGUCCUGUGCAUCCCCAGAGCAUGCACUGAAUAAAUCCUGUUGUGAAAAUCUGUUCACUGUCUCUCUGGGAAAUCUGGACACCUGGGAGCAACUUAUUAUACCUGUAAAAUGCCCUUAAUUAUGUACUUACCUGGAACUGAUAAAAGACAACAUGA
Molecule: messenger RNA, 3612 nt
Organism: Cyanistes caeruleus (blue tit)
Lineage: Eukaryota; Metazoa; Chordata; Aves; Passeriformes; Paridae
Gene: PI16
Product: peptidase inhibitor 16
Cellular component (GO): extracellular region
Source: RefSeq, a predicted model, not a curated record